Molecule: messenger RNA, 8046 nt
Organism: Symbiodinium natans
Lineage: Eukaryota; Dinophyceae; Suessiales; Symbiodiniaceae
Source: the annotation of a GenBank genome assembly
AUGCGCCGCCUCGGAAAAGCGCUUGCGCUUGCACUGGCCGUGGCCAUCACAGCCCUCUUCUUCGCGAGGUAUUUCCUCGGCCGUGGCAACGACGCGCGCCGACGGGCUGGAAAGCAGCUCCUGUACUGGCUGCAUGAAGAUGCAGCUGAACAGCCGCCUGAACAAGGCCAAGUGGAUGAUCACCCGGCAGCCCACGAAGUCGCCAGCGCAGGAGGCCACAAGACAGGGCAUACACCAGUGGACAAGCAGCCCUCUGAACCACCUGGAAGUGAUGGGGCUCCGGGAAGCAUGUGGCUUGGGAAUCUGCCCUCCAAAGAUCUCUCUGCCGCCGAGGUGGCCCAGAUGGCAGCCCCCCCGGCGACGCCUCGGGCCUCGAGGAGGCACGACUUCGUCCUCUGUGCGAACGUGGCAGGAACGCUGGGCAGCUCGCUGCAGGCGGCCAAGGCCUUCUUCACCAUUGCCUCCAGGCUUCAGCAGAGGGGAUGGCGGGUUCGCGUGGUUCUACCGGCCGUCGGCGGCACCGAAUUUGACAACUUUCGCCUGGAUGAGAAGAAUGGCACCUCCUUGGGCAGGGUGCUGGAUUUGACACCGCUUCGCAAGCUCUUGGACAUUGACGAGGACUCUGGCGCCUCGAUCGAGCCGCGGAAGAAGGUUUGCUGGGAGAAGGGCUGUGACGUCUCUGUGUUCAGUCUGGUGAAUGUCCGGAAUGAGCAGCUCCGAACUGUGACAGUUCCGCACAUCUGGCUAGGGCCCGGGUACGAGCGGUGGAUGUUCGAGCAGCUAUUCGACAAUCUGGGGACACUUGCGAAUGCACCCAACUUCACUGAUGUGAUCCGCGUGUUCUGGCAGAUGCGCAGCUCCAGCCCCACCGAGUGCAGCCCGUUUGUGUAUCCAGACCUGGCAUACGAGGUGGGCCAGGCCAUGCGCCUGAAGCCCCCAGAGCAAGUCGAGCGCUGCGCGUUCGUCUACGUCGGCCCCAUCAUCCGCCGGGAUCGGCUCUGGCACUUGCGCCCGGGUCCCAACUACACGCAGUGGUGUCCGCAGUGCUCGCUGCCAGACCUUCCCGCCUGGGUGAAUGCCACCGGCUGGAGGAUUGGCUCGCUACUCAAAGCGCAGCAGCUCACCUGCGCCAAUUUCUAUGUUCGGCUCCUGGGCCUGAACAGCACGGAGUUUCUCCAGCUCAUCCAUGAUGGGGCGGCCAAAGGGGGCGUCCCCUUUCAGGCUUCGCGGAUCAAGAAAAGGCCAUGCCGACUUUGUAUGGAGUCCAACAUGGAGAUUCUGCAGCGUGCAGCGGCGUCUCCCCUGCUGGUAGCAGAGUACGGCUCCUUCUGGCCGGACACCCCAGCCAAGCAAGUUCUCGCACGUGGCGCAACCGUUGCCUACCUCCAUGGGGACGUCUUGGCACGAAUGCGUAUGUCAAGCCUGCAUGAGAAGGCGAGCGAAGCCGGGUUGGAUCCUGGCAGAGACCUUGAUACGCGGAACGACGUGGCAUUCAGCCUUCUGAGCUGCAAGGACGGGGUUAUCCACCGCGGAAAGUGUAUCGACCACAGAAGCUCGGCAACUUCAGUUGUCCAAUCGCAUCAGCCCUGGCAGUAUGAUGAGAAGCAAGUGUUUGUUGUGAGGAUUGCUGGCCUGAAGACCAUCCCGGAUGACGGCAGCCGGAUGGAUCUUGCUGACAUCAGCGACUCCCCAGCGGUUCAUACCAUGGGCACACUUUGCCCAACGACGAGCUCCCAAUGGCUCCCGCAUGGUGGACGAGCUGCGGACAGAGCUUGCGGCACAAUCUGGCUGCAGGUGAAGCCAGCAGUCCGAGGAGGUGCCAACCUUUUCAACGACUUCAGCCCCCAGGCUGCCAUGAUGAACCUCAUGCAGAGCAUUGGCCUCAGCAUCCGCUGUCGGGCCGCACUUCAUGCCAUGUGGGUAGUAGGUGACGUGGAUGACGAUGAGGUCGACCAGCAUGCAGCCGGUGAAUCGGAAGCCAUCUACGAAGUAUACAAGCCCUUGGCGGAGUUGGAAGAACGUUUGCAAGGCGGCUCCAGCACGGACCUCGCGAGCCGCCUCAGCGAGGCGCUCGCGACCCGGAGUAACCUGCAGCGGAAGGUGGAGAAAGCUUUAGAAGGUCUCUGCGUGGUCGGGCGCUUCGUCGUUCAGAGCUCGACCGAAACCUCCGAGCGAGUGGCCCGAGCCCACCUGGUCGUCGAGAGGGGUCCGCAGCUGCUGCUGAACCGCGUGGUCAGAGUCUACACUUUGCAAAAUCGGAACCGUGCUCGCCAAGGAGAUGAAGUCUGGGUGGAGUUGCGACACUGCGUCCUCGACAGCGCGGUGAUGGCCCUUAGAAGUGGCAGCCAGACGCCGGAGCAGCUGCUGGGCUACUGCUGCCUGUUCGGCCGUGUUCUUCGCGCCGAGCGGGCCUUGGAGCAGGUGCCGGCACGCACAGACUAUUUGUGCAAGCAAUCGCAGAUUCAGUGGCAGCGUGGGCGGCUCGUCUUCAUCCCCUUCUCUCAAGAGGUGCCGGUUCUCCAGGUCGAAACUGACAGCCAGCAGCAACUUCCACUGGACCGAGUUUUUCGUUUAAGGAUUGUCGACUGGCCAGUGACGUCUCUGCGGCCGAAAGCACAGAUUGUGGACUCCUUCCGACAUCCUGGGGGUUGCAGGGAUAGCCCGGAGAGCAUCGUGAGGCUCUUCUGCCAGGACCUGGAGCAUGCGCUGCCGGAGAAGCCUGCCGCCGCAGCAUCGCGCCCGCCCCGCAGCGUCCAGGAGGAGCGGCGAGACCUUUCAAAUUCAGAAGUCUUCUCUAUAGAUUCAGCGGGGGCAGAUAUGAUAGAUGAUGCGCUCGAAUUCGAUGAGCAGCAGGGAGUAGUCCGAGUGCACAUUGCGGAUGUGGCGGCCUUUGUGAAGUCUGGCAGUCCGGUGGACAGAGAGGCUGCUUACAUGGGUUGCAGCAUCUACCUCCGCAAUCAUUGUGACACAGUUCAGUGGUGCCGACCGAUGCUGCCCGAGAACAUCACGGAAGCGGCCUGCCUGGCCAAGGGCCAGAGGCGCCCAGCGCUGACCUUCGAGUUCAAGAUGAACCGAGGCAGAUGGCGGGCUGGCGAGGUAAGCUUCCAGCAGUUCUUCCGCUCCACCGUGCAGCUUCGAGAGGCCAUGUCCUUCGAGGAGGCAGCGCAGGUCCUCCGGGAGGAUGCGGCGCCCGGAGGAGUCCGUGGGGCCAUGCAAGCGCUGUGGGAUGUGACCAAGAAAGCCAUGACGCAACGCCUGCAGACAGACGAGGCCUACGCCCUGAGAUGCCCGUGGCUGCAGGACACCGGCGAGGCAUCGAAUGCGCGCCGGCUGGUGGAGUUUUGGAUGACGCAGGUGAACGAGUGCAGCGGCCGCUUGAUUUCUGCACGUCGCACGAGUGUCCUGCAGUGCCUUCACUGCUUUCCAUGCCCAGAUGGCAACCACUUCUCCAGGCUCUCGAUGCUCUGUCGGGAUGCCACCUUCCGAGCUCUUCAGAGAGAGGGACAUGAAAGCCUCAUCACCAAGCUUCACGAGUCUGCAAACAGUUGCCAAGAGAGCGUGGCUGGGGUCCUGAACCACGCGCUACGGCUUGCUGCAUCUCCGACUGGUGCGGCCAGCUGGAGCACCGACAGCAGCCAGCACAUCUUCGGAACCGAGCAAUGUCAGGCAGCAGCUGUCUUUCGACAUCAGCUCAGUCAGUGUGUUCCGCCAGCCUACUAUCUGACGAUGGACGGGGCCACGCCACCGAUGCAGUGGCCGCUUCUGCAAAGCUGCGAGUACUUUCAGGUGACGUCACCCCUGCGGCGCUGGAUUGACCUGCUUGGGCAGCACCUGCUUGUGGGAUCCUUCAAGCUGAACUUUGAUGCCCUGCGCCGCAACGUCCAUCGCUACAACGAAAUGCACUCCUUCGCAAAACAGGUGUGUUCCCGAUACGCCUUCCUAACGUUCUGCACGGACCUGCUCAAGUCCGAGCGCAAGAUGAACUGUGUUGUGAGCCGGGUGGACCAGGGCUCGAUCCAGUUGGCGUGCCCAGAAAUGGUGGGCUUCUUUCGAAGCAUUCAUAUACCACUGGGGCUGCUGGCAAGCCAUGAUGUUGCUGUACGCCCCGUGGUGGAGGAGAAGAAGGCACUUCUUUGCAAUGUGGAGGAUGGGCAAAGUGUGGAGAUCUGCCCGUUCAAGACAAAGAUGGUGGCGCAGCUGGCGCUGGACGUCUCCAGCCCGGUUGCCCUGUAUCGACUCACGGCCUCCGCCAUCUUCAUCUCCCUGCCCAACGGCCAUCUGCUGCGCCAUGCCAUUCUCGCCCGGCAGCACCCGGAAGUGUUCGGCCCGUACCCUGACCUACGGCAAGCCCGGAAGAUGCAUUCGGAGGGCGGCCUCUGGGGCUCCGUGUGGGAGCAGGUGCAGUUGUCCCGAAUGUGUGCAGCUGCCUUGAUGCCGCGAGCAAGGGCAGUGGCGCCCUACUACAUGACCACGUCAUGCCGGGGGCUGCCGAGCCAAUGGUUUCCAGGCCGAAGAGGCAACUGCGUGCAGGUGCAGGUGCCGGCCUGCUACCGUGGCCUUGAAGGUCUCCAUCGCCUGAGGGAAGGACACUUGGCGAUUAUCUGGCGCAGUGGCAACAACCAGGAGCUCUGGACAGGGUACGGCCGCGUCACGCACAUCGAUAGCACGGAGCGGAUGAAGCGGAAGACACAGCUCUGUUGGCACUACAUGGAGCACGGCACCUGCAGCCAGCCUGAUUGUUGGUUUGCCCACGGUGAGGAUGACAUUCGAGAGGAGCUUAUCAAGGCGACCAUCACCCUUAGCAAGUGUUCAGAAGACUCCAUGCCAGACUGGGCAUCGGAAAUCGAAACGAACAUGGACGUCUACUUUGCGGCAAUCUUCACCCAUGAUUUGCAGAGUCUUAAAAGCAUCAAAGACUCAGCCAACAUGGCCAGAGACCAUCAGCGAGAUGGUCGGAAAUCCAUCAUCAACCGACUUCUCUUCAAGGCUGGAGGUGUGGGAGGCCAGGCUGGGUGGCAAGACGACGAGGACGGCGGCACGGACAUGGGCUCAGCGGAGGGCCUGGCGCCACUGAACACCUUCCAGCAGAAGGGCCUUGACCUUGCCCUGAAGGAGCCACUGGCCUACGUCCAAGGCCCGCCUGGCACGGGAAAGAGCACCACUGCGGCAUAUCUGAUCUGCCACCUCCUGAAUCGGCUGAGCAGGCAGCGAAAGGAACGCCCGACGGCGCCCUCUCUGCUCGUCUGCUGCCCAUCCAACAAGGCUUGCGACCGGCUGCUCCACCUGCUCUUGCGCACCAACAUCGCCGCGACCGUCCGGAUCGUUCGGGUUUAUGCCAGAUCCAUUGAGCGCUCGUAUUGGGCGGAGCCGCACGCGCAGUUUCGUCGCGACUACCAGAUCGAUCCCGAGCUGUGCCCAUAUGCUUUGCACGAGCAAGUGAUGAGGGAGGACGCGGACCUUUACCAGCUCUUCCAGGACAUCGCGUCCCAGCUGAAAAACGCCGGUGCCCGAAAAGACAUGAUCGCUGAGCGGCUGAAGCUGCAUGACGCCCUGAAGCAGGCUCGGCAACAGAAGGACAAGCUGUCAAAGCAGCUGCUGAAGCAGGCCAAUGUGAUCUUCACCACUUGCGACUGUGCGUCGAACGACAAGCUCUUUGAAAAGAUGACCUACCCAGCAGUUGUCAUUGACGAAGCGGCGCAGGCUGUGGAGUUUGAGCUCGCCAGCUGCUGCAUUCUUGCGGAGGAGCACUUGGCCCUUUUUGGAGACCACCUCCAGCUCGGCCCCGUGCUGACGGAGACGACUCUGUUCCCGGCCUUCAGGCGCAUGUUCACCAGAUCACUCUUCGAGCGGGUUGUCUCGAAGCGCCAAGACAGAACGUCGUCCUCGGGUAUUCCUCAUGUUACGCUGAAAAGGCAGUACCGCAUGCAUCCGUCGAUCAGCUUCUUCGCGAGCGAGGAAUUCUACGACAAUGAGCUCGUCAACGCUUCAGAAACUGGCCGCGAUGGCUACACCUUGCCCUCAUCAUCAGACUCGAGGCUUGUGGUCGUGGAUGUGACAGGACCCCACGGCCGGCGCACUGUGGCCCCUGAGGGUGACGCAGUGCUCGACUACGAGCACUCCUUGUGCAACCCUGCGGAGGCUGCUGUUGUUGUGGACUAUGUUCGGUGGCUGCUGAGUCUGGGCGUAGAGCCCGCCAGCAUUGCCGUCAUCACACCCUACAGGGCGCAGGCGGCGCUGAUCACUGAGAGGCUGGAAGGUGUCUCGCCCAUGCCGACUAUAGGCACGGUGCACCUUCUGCAGGGCGAAGAGCGCGAGUAUGUCGCCCUGUCCCUGGUUCGGAGCUUUGCGGAGGCGGACACAGAGGUUUUUGACCCUGUGCCCGCUGCACUUCGGCGAGCGGGCGGACAUCAGCUGGGCUUCCUGAAAGACAGGCGACUUGCCAACGUUGCACUGACGCGUGCGCAGCUGGGCCUGCUGGUUGUCGGCAACAUGCAGGUGUUGUCCGGAGCGCUGCACUGGAAGAACUUGGUCGAGCACGUGAAAGCCGAGAAUGUCGAUGCAUACUGGACGGAGGAAGAGGCGCGAAACUUCCUGACGACCACCGGCUUCCAGGCUCCCAGCCGCGGCGCGGCACGUUGGGAGCAGGAUGCUGGCAUCAGCGGUUCGGAGUCCGAAGGUGGUGAUCCCGAAGAUUCAUCGGGAGGCGGAGAUGAGGAGGAAAGGGACCCUGACGACGAGCCCGAUGCCUUCGAAGAUCCGGUGCCCUCGGCCAGCGAUGCCGAGAGCGCGGACGCACCGGCUGCUCCACCAGCGGAGGCCAAGAGGCAGAGGCGCAAAGGAAAGAAGAAGAAAAAGAGCGGCAAGAAGGCACCUCCGGGGCAAAGCGAGCAACAGGAUCAAGUGCUGGAGGAGGCCGUGGCCGCAGCCGCCUCGUCCUCGCAGUCGGCGCAAACCGCAGCGGCUGCUGUUUCGGAUGGUGCUUUGGCCGUGGAGUGCGUGGUCCGGACCUGCCGGAGGAGGCCACACAAGCCAUCGCCAUUUGCCUCGCAGCAUGGCCUGUGUGCCGAACAUUGGACUGAGCUGUUGAAGGAGAGAGACAUCUUGCAGCGAGAGUUCAACGGAGGCACUUUGUUGGACAGGUUUCUCACGCCGGCGUACUGGACUCCGAAUCCACCUCCUGUCAUGUUGAAGGAGAAGCAGCACAGCAGGCCGUUCUUUGCACUGCUGGUGCGAUUCCUCGAUGACAAGACCCGCCCCCUCCACGACCACUUUGCAACGACUUUUCUCCUCCUCAGCGGUUUGGCUUUUCAACAGGGUACCACUGCUGCUGAGCUCCCAGCCAGGUUAGCCUUGUGGACUGACUGGGAGCCGCCUCCGCUCACGGGACUACUGUUUGCAGCAACCGCUGUGGCGGACUGCGUGGCUUGGGACAAGCUUCCAGCAGAACUGCAGGCCCGGUGGCGUCGCGUGGAGGGCACCUGGGAUCGAGUGCUCCGUAGUGAGCCCUCCCCAGUCUCCGGCGGGAGGGAAGACAUCAAAGCAGCGCAUGUCGAGGAUAUCUUGGCAGUGGUCAUGUUCUGGAAGCACGAGGGCAACGAGUGCCUCAAGAAGAAGGACUUUGCUAACGCCGAUGUGUGCUAUCGUCAGGGCACAGUGUUGAUCAAGGGCCUCCCGCCGGAGUUCGUCACAGACGACAAAGUCUCGAAGGCGAUGGAGCUCGAAGCGGAUCUGCUGAGCAACCACGCGCUCACGCUGCUCAAAGUAGACCGACCGCAGGAGGCACACCCGAUGGCGGCAGAAGCUGCGGAGAUCUUUGAGGAGCUGGGGCCAGGCUGCAACGCCAAGCUCGUGAAGGCUCUCUUUCGCUGCGGCAGCGCCUGCAUGGGCCAGGCCAGGCACACCCACGGCGCGGAUGCCUGCGAGGAGGCGCGCGAGGAGGCGCGGGAGCACUUCACCGAGGCGCUGCGCUUGGACCCCGCCAACGACGAGGUGCAUGUUGCCUUGAGGCUGCUGGGACAACCUGUGCAGGUCGAAGUCGACGAAUGA